GAAUCCUUAUGAAGAAAAAUAUAGGUUGAUUCGGAUUGGAAAUCCAGCAUUUUCAACGAGGCUGUUGCCUGUCAGAGGAGCAGUUGAAUGUUUGUUUGAGAUGGGCUUUCAAGAGGGAGAAACUCACCUGGUUUUCCCUAAGGAAGCUUCGAUUGAGCAGCUACGUAAAAUCAGAGACUUAAUUGCUGGAGAGAGGAGUAGUAGACUGAAUGAGUCAAACCAAGUCUACAGAUCGGGAUCCUCUGAAACUGUGGCCAGCACUCAGAGGGUUGCACAUCAGCCUUCAAGACCUGCUGACUCUGUUCUUGCCCGUGCCCGUCAGCAACCAGAAACAUCACUUGUACAGUCUCUUGAAAUGGCUGCAAAUAUCUUGAAAACACUUCAAACAAAAUUUGAGCAUCUUGUAUUGAUGUACGAGAAUCCUUCUAUUCAGCAGAAAGCACUAGCUUCAAUUCCCCUCCAGCAAUUGAAAGGGAAGGCUCAGAAAAAGCUGGCACAAGCUGCAAGACUGGACAAAG
Molecule: messenger RNA, 518 nt
Organism: Cariama cristata (Red-legged seriema)
Lineage: Eukaryota; Metazoa; Chordata; Aves; Cariamiformes; Cariamidae
Product: peptide-N(4)-(N-acetyl-beta-glucosaminyl)asparagine amidase-like
Exons: 3
Source: RefSeq, a predicted model, not a curated record